Molecule: messenger RNA, 618 nt
Organism: Dichotomopilus funicola
Lineage: Eukaryota; Fungi; Ascomycota; Sordariomycetes; Sordariales; Chaetomiaceae
Exons: 1
Coding region: 1-618 (205 amino acids)
Biological process (GO): mitochondrial translation
Cellular component (GO): mitochondrial large ribosomal subunit
Molecular function (GO): structural constituent of ribosome
Source: RefSeq, a predicted model, not a curated record
AUGGGGAAACUUCCGACAACACUCCUCCGGCGGCCGUCCCUGGGCGGCUGCUUGACCUCUGUCUCCCCUUCCCAUUCCGCCUCCGCGUCUCUAGCAUCACGACACACAACCGUUCUUGCACCGGGGCCAAUACCAUCCGCCGCACGACACCAACAAGUCCGACACGCGACCUUUGUGCCGCGGUCCCGCCGGCCGUACCAAUUCACGCAGCUGGUCCAGCUGAGCGAUGGCUCAACCUACACCAUGCGCACGACGUCGCCAAUAGCACUGUACAAGUCAGGCAAGGAUAGCCGGAACCAUCUGCUGUGGCAGCCGACCGAGAAAUCGCUGCGCAACGUCGAGGUGGACGAGGCCGGGAAGCUGGCGGCGUUCCGUGAUCGCUUCGGUUCCGGAUGGGAUGCGGAUGUGCCGCCAGCUGAGGCCGCUGAUGUUGCCCCCAAGGAUGGAGACAAGGCCGCUGCUGGGGGGGCGGAGGGCAAGAAGACGCCAGCCGAGCCAGAAGCCGACCCGUUCGACUCGCUUGUUGAUCUUAUCAGCGCUUACGCUACCGAGGAUAAAAAUAUUAAGGGUGGACUGAGCGCCAAGGACCAGGCAAAGAAGGAUAAGAAGAAAAAAUAG